AUGGUCGGCAAACAUGUUGCUGUGAAAGCCCUCUUAAAUAAUUUUCCAGAAGUGGUGGAAUCCUUGGAAGAACUUAAACAAACUUCUCAUGCUCCGGAAGCAAAGUACAAGGCAGGUAGUCUCUUAAAUUCAAUAAAGAAUUUUAAAUUUAUAUUGAACUUGACGAUUUGGGCAAAUAUUCUCCGCGAAAUCAGUCGAGUGAAUAUUGAAAUUCAAAAGCAAGAUAUAUUCCUUGCGCGUUUCGUCUCUUUAAUGGAUGGCCUGAUGAAAACUUUACAAAAAAUGAGAGAAAAUUCAAUUGAAUAUUGGAUAGAAGAAGCUAAAGAAGUUACUGGAAAAAUUGGCGUCGAACCUAUUCUACUAAAUAAACGAAUUCCGAGGUGCAAAAAACAAUUUGACGAGAUGUGUGAUGACGAAUCACGAACACUUCAACCAGUUAAACUUUUUUUUCAAGCAACAAUGAUGGUAUUUGAUAGACUCUUAUCAGAAAUUAAAAAAGGAUUGGUAAUGCAACCACGUUGA
This is a messenger RNA of Psylliodes chrysocephalus, 522 nucleotides long. The record is from the annotation of a GenBank genome assembly. Lineage: Eukaryota; Metazoa; Arthropoda; Insecta; Coleoptera; Chrysomelidae.